Molecule: messenger RNA, 1198 nt
Organism: Engraulis encrasicolus (European anchovy)
Lineage: Eukaryota; Metazoa; Chordata; Actinopteri; Clupeiformes; Engraulidae
Exons: 8
Coding region: 87-1016 (309 amino acids)
Source: RefSeq, a predicted model, not a curated record
UUUCGAUUUGACAAAUGGCAUUUCAUUUGGAUUCCCUUUAAAUUCACGUGGAAGAAGAGAAGAGAAGAGAAUUCUGUUUAAAGAGGAUGCCGAAAAAGAAGCUGAAAGCAUUUGUAAUUGAAAUUGGUAAAACACUUGACUCUGGACCGCAGUUUGUGGAACGUCUGUCCAAACGAUUGGAGGAAGUUAAGACCGAUCAGUACGAUGUUGUGCUUGCAAUCUGCCCCAUCGUUUCUCGAGUGGGUACGGACAUUGAAGCUGCAAGGAAAGUUUUUGAAGAUAAACGUCCCACUACAAAGCCCAUCAUUCUGGUGGUACUCCACCAUACACUUGACAUACAUUAUGUGAUACCAGAUUGCAGCAGAUAUGUAGGAGACCGCGUGUCAUUCACAGUACAUGCCCUGUUCCAUGAAGAUCACGGACUCCUCAAGAACUGUGAUGUGAACACACAGGCAAUAAAUCACACAUUGAAAGAACUAAAGAAGUUACAGAAAAAGGGAAGUCUCUUCAAGAACAUGUGCCCGCAUAUUUCAUUCAGAAUAAAGAGGGCGAAACCGAAGAUGAAAGGGUUUGUAAUUGAAAGUGGUAAAACACUCGACUCAGGACAGCAGUUUGUGGAACAUCUGUCGUACCGUUUGGAAGAAGUUAAGGCAGUUGGUGAAUGUGACAUCAUACUUGCAGUGUGCCCCAUCGUUUCUCGAGUGGGCACAGACCUCGAAGCUGCAAUGAAAGUUUUUGAAGAUAAAUGUCACUGUCCCACCCCAAAGCCCAUCAUCCUGGUGGUGCUGCAUCAUACAUUUGACAUAGAUUAUGUGGUACCAGAUUGCAGCAGAUAUGUAGGCGACCGCGUGGAAUUGAUAGUAAAUGGCCUGUUCCAUGAAGAUCACGGACUCCUCAAGAACUGUGAUGUGAACACGGAGGCCAUAAAUAAGACGUCGAAAAAACUGAAGGAGUUUCAGAAACUGAAAAUGAAGAAGGAUAAGAACAAAGAUGAGAAACCCCCAAAGACGGCUUGACAUUGAUGCCCUAGAGGACAACCAAUUCCAACUGACAUCAUAGGAGCACCAAUGCAACUGAGAGCAAAGAUAUGCCGUAAAAUCAUAACUAUUUUGUGGUUAGAACACCUGGGGCCUAUACUACAGAGCUGGUUCAGGAUAAGUUAAGGUUAAGUUAAGAGGUAAAUCAUCUAAUAGAAGGG